AUCCUAGCAACCACAAACGCUAGCAUUCUCUCGGACAGUGACAGUUCCCUUCUUCGGGUAGGUCGGAUCGUUUGUUUUGCUUGUGUGGAAGAUGGACGCUUCAUCCGAGGAUCAAACCAAAAAGGAGGUUAAACCCUCAAUCUUAAGUUUAAUCUCACCGCAGCGUAAGGAGCCCAAAGAAAUGUGUUACUUCAACAGCAAGACAAAGCUCACUGAAGUGUCCAUGUUUGACCGAAUGUACCGCAACAUUGAGGAAUUCGAUACGAAGAUGCAAUACCACACCCAGAAGCACUCGAGAGAGCGGGGACUGGACAUAAACGAGGAGGAGAAGUCCAGACCUGUGGCUCUUCUGUCGUCUUCGGAAUAUGGCCGUCGUUUCAAUUCAACCAUCAACCGAACAGCGAAGCGGCACCCACGCGUGGCUUUGAUCAAAUCCGAUUUUUACAGGAAAAGCGGGAUCAUCUGGAGUAUGGCAGAAGGAUAUGGGUCAGUGGUUCCACUCUGAAAGCUCUGUCCCACCCUGACAUACAAGGUUCCUUCCAUCUUCACAUAAUAAAUGUGUUUUUCACCGGGUU
This is a messenger RNA of Poecilia reticulata (guppy), 575 nucleotides long. RefSeq names its product cilia and flagella associated protein 90 (gene cfap90). The record is from RefSeq and is a predicted model, not a curated record. Lineage: Eukaryota; Metazoa; Chordata; Actinopteri; Cyprinodontiformes; Poeciliidae.